Messenger RNA from Hevea brasiliensis (rubber tree), 1497 nucleotides. Its product is annotated as mitogen-activated protein kinase kinase kinase YODA. The record is from RefSeq and is a predicted model, not a curated record. The coding region runs from base 1 to 963 and encodes 320 amino acids. The transcript is spliced from 8 exons. NCBI's taxonomy places the organism in Eukaryota, Viridiplantae, Streptophyta, Magnoliopsida, Malpighiales, Euphorbiaceae. Gene Ontology annotation, molecular function: ATP binding; protein kinase activity. Gene Ontology annotation, biological process: protein phosphorylation.
AUGGCAAAUUACAAGCUGUCUGCCACUGAAAUUGCACUGCUAAGUCGCUUACGACAUCCUAAUAUAGUAAAAUAUUAUGGAUCUGAAACGGUGGAUGAUAAAUUGUAUAUAUACUUGGAGUAUGUUUCGGGUGGUUCCAUCUAUAAACUUCUUCAGGAGUAUGGACAGUUUGGUGAAAUAGCCAUUCGUAGUUUUACUCAACAAAUCUUGUCUGGGCUCAAUUAUUUGCAUGCUAAAAACACUGUCCACAGAGACAUAAAAGGAGCUAAUAUACUUCUAGAACCCAGUGGCCGUGUCAAACUGGCUGAUUUUGGGAUGGCAAAGCAUAUUACUGGGCAGUCUUGUCCAAAGUCAUUAAAGAGGAGCCCUUACUGGAUGGCACCUGAGGUGAUAAGGAAUUCAAAUGGUUGUAAUCUUGCUGUUGAUAUAUGGAGCCUUGGGUGUACAGUGUUGGAGAUGGCAACAGCAAAACUACCAUGGAGCCAGUAUGAGGGGGUCGCUGUUAUGUUUAAGAUUGGAAACAGCAAGGAGCUUCCUGCAUUUCCUGAUAAUUUGUCAGAUGAUGGGAAGGACUUCGUGAGGCAAUGCUUGCAACGGAACCCAUCACAUCGCCCUACAGCUGCUGAACUUUUGGAGCACCCUUUUGUGAAAAAUGCUGCUGCACUGGAGAAACCAAUUUUAACUGCUGAGCCCACAGAAGCAACACCUGCAGUUAUGAAUGUAGGAAGAUCAAUGGGCAUUGGGCAUGCAAGAAACAUCGCAGGCUUUGAAUCAGAAGGGGUUGCGAUCCAUCAAUCCAGAGGCUCAAAAACUGGUGCAGGAUUGACGUCUCUCUCUCUCUCUCUCUCUCUCUCUCUCUCUCUCUCUCUCUCUCUCUCUCUCUCUCUAUAUAUAUAUAUAUAUAUAUAUAUUCAUGCAGUUCUGUGCUUCUCUACUCAGAUGUGUUUAGUGAAGAAUUUCUAGUAGACUAUAUUUUAGCUGAAAAUUACCAAGUGCUAAUUUUCUGUGGAACAGAAAAAUACCUUAUGUGAGUUACGUUUCUCAUUCUAUUCUACAUGUUGUAUUGAGGGCAGGUUGGCAUAGCCCUUGGGGGCUAUCAGUAUAAAGGAUCCUUAUCAUCAAUCAUCAUGCAACUGAAAUAAAAUAAGUAGAGUGGUAGUAUUACUUUGUUCAAAGGCUAGCGAUAAGUUGAUAUCCUGAAUUUUCCCCCCUCAAAUGAUGUUUGAGGUAAAAAAUUUUCUUUCAUUUUUCUUGUUUUAGUCUUGUGACAUCUGUAGUCAUUAGCCCAUGUGUUUAGCAUGUGCUUUAUUGAAAGAAAGUCUUAAGCUUUGACUUAAAUACUAUUGAUCACGUUAUGGUUCAAAAUCUCAAAGAAAUGUGCAUCUGCUAGUUGGUUUUAGCGAUUAGUUGAGUUGUGCUAUUCAGAACAUGUAAUUGACUGCUAUUGUGUGCAUUUAAUUCUCUUUUACUCCAAAUAUUUCUUAUCCAAUUUUCCCC